Molecule: messenger RNA, 1649 nt
Organism: Chenopodium quinoa (quinoa)
Lineage: Eukaryota; Viridiplantae; Streptophyta; Magnoliopsida; Caryophyllales; Amaranthaceae
Product: dual-specificity RNA methyltransferase RlmN-like
Exons: 8
Coding region: 134-1252 (372 amino acids)
Biological process (GO): rRNA base methylation; tRNA methylation
Molecular function (GO): RNA methyltransferase activity; iron-sulfur cluster binding
Source: RefSeq, a predicted model, not a curated record
AAAAAGUAGUAGUACUACAUGAUUCUACGGCGAAGUGAAGGUUAGACUGUUGAUACGAGCUCGGACCGCAGCCAGCAACGAAGCGUCAAACCAGAACAAUUCUCGACGCAUCAAAACUACAAUCACAUCAUCAAUGGCGCUUCGAUCCGUUUUCGACGCUUCUGUGCUACGGACCGAGUUCGAAAACGCCGGAAUCAACCCUCAAUUCAUCCCUUUGAUUUGGAAGAAUGUUCUGCAGAAUCCCAAUUGUAAAUGGGAUGAAAUUCCGUCAUUGCCUGCUGCUGCUUACCCUCUUCUCAAUUCCAAGUUCUUGCCUUUAUCUUCAACCCUUCACUCUGUUUCUCAUUCUACUGAUGCUGUUACCUCUAAACUUCUCAUUAAGCUCAAGAACGGGGCAUUUGUGGAAGCUGUGAUAAUGAGAUAUGAUAGCCGCCUAGGACAAUAUGGCGGCAAACAGCGUCCUGGGGGUCUAAGGUCAACUCUUUGUGUGUCAUCUCAGGUUGGAUGCAAAAUGGGAUGCACGUUUUGCGCAACUGGGAGCAUGGGAUUCAAAAGUAAUUUAACAACAGGAGAGAUUGUGGAGCAAUUGGUGCAUGCCUCUCGUAUAUCAAAUAUACGUAAUAUUGUUUUUAUGGGGAUGGGGGAGCCAUUGAAUAAUUACUCUGCAUUGGUGGAAGCAAUUCGUGCCAUGACGAGCGCUCCAUUUCACUUGUCACCAAGGAAAAUCACUGUGUCAACGGUGGGAAUUGUGCACGCAAUUAAUAAGCUACACAACGAUCUUCCUAAUCUGAAUCUCGCAGUAUCACUUCAUGCACCAGUUCAGGAUAUACGUUGCCAAAUUAUGCCUGCAGCUCGGGCAUUUCCAUUGGAGAAACUUAUGGCUGCGCUUCAUUUAUACCAAAAAAAUAGUCAGCAGAAAAUAUUUAUCGAGUACAUAAUGCUUGAUGGAGUGAAUGACAAUGAGCUGCAAGCACACCAGCUUGGAAAAUUGCUAGAGACAUUGGAAGUGGUUGUAAAUCUGAUACCUUUCAACCCUGUUGGCAGUACAAGUCAAUUCAAAACGAGCAGUGAAACUAAAGUAAAAAAAUUUCAGAGAAUUCUCAGGGAGACAUAUAACAUCCGGACAACAGUUCGUAAGGAAAUGGGCCAAGAUAUAAAUGGUGCAUGUGGUCAGCUGGUGGUAACUGAACAAGAUAGGCUAUUGGCAGAAAGAAAAGGUCUUAUAACUGACAUUGAAGAUCUUCAUCUUUGAUGAUGUGAGUAAAGCUUUCAAAUUUUGUAUAAUGUGUUCUAUUUCAUUAAAUAGACUUAUAGAAUAUACCUUCUUAGCUUCUCAUUUUAUUUCAUGACAAGAUAUUGUUUGGAUUCAAGUGGUCUUAUCAAAAGAAAUGCAAAAGAAAAGAAAUGCUGGAAGUGUUAGGUAUAAGUCGUAUAACUGCUGUUUUAGUGUCUAAAUGUCUCCUAAAUACUUAGUGAAGGGACAUCUUCUGUAAACCGACAGGCUCUCAUAUACACAAAUAUUACGCUGAGAUUUAAGGGGCCUCUUUUUAUUUGCCCAGUUUCAUAGUGUAGUGUUGAGCUUGCAUGUACAAUUUCUUAGAGUAGCAAAGAGUGGAGAUUGAGAAUUGAAACAGUAUUGACUUCUGUGA